This is a messenger RNA of Fusarium oxysporum Fo47, 2175 nucleotides long. RefSeq names its product transcription factor domain-containing protein. Gene Ontology annotation, molecular function: DNA binding; zinc ion binding. The record is from RefSeq and is a predicted model, not a curated record. Gene Ontology annotation, biological process: DNA-templated transcription. Bases 1 to 2175 code for a protein of 724 amino acids. Lineage: Eukaryota; Fungi; Ascomycota; Sordariomycetes; Hypocreales; Nectriaceae. The transcript is spliced from 2 exons.
AUGUCUUCUCAUCACUCACCGUACGAUAAUAUCGAGACAGCAUCGCACUCAACCCUAGGUCAUUCAGAACCUCACGGCCAGAAACGGAAAUACUCGACUUCUCAACCCGGACGCGAAUAUGGAUUGAUGCGCGAUACAGGUGAACACGAUGCCGCUCGAUUCGUAGGAAGCGGUAGCGGAAUCCACUAUAUUCGUGCUGUUCAUCUUCGCCUUGCCAAGAGAUCUGCAUCACGAACUACAGAAUCUGGGUCUUCGGCUAUCAAUACGCUUAUUCCCGGUGAGGACGAUCAACUUCGUCAAGAUGCUUCGAUAAGAAGAAAUCGAGAGCAGUUUCUUUGGAGAGAUGAUGAAGUCCGCGAUGAUGUCCCGCCCGGAGGAGAGAGCUUUGAAGACUUUGUCGAGUGGUCCAAGAGUUAUUUCGAGGCUUGGCAUCCUGUUCUUCCGUUCCUUCACGGGCCUCAAGUCCUGGGGUUGUUUGAAGAGGUUGCUAAGAACGGAAUGCUAUUGCUUGACCCUGUAGAUACAGUCAUCUUGAGGUCUGUUCUUUCUAUAUCGCUGGCGGAUAGUCGACAGGCCGCUGCUUUCAAAAAGCCGAUUCCGAAAUUUUACCUCUUCAACAGUGUCGACGAUGCGUUGGCGAGCUCGCAGUUUGCUUUGAGCCAGCCUGCGUCAAUCCGCUCAACACAGGCAGCUUUGGCUAUCCAGUUGUUCCUGACUUCGAUGCUUUGUCUCAACGCCGCAUCGAGAUUAGGUGGACUUAUUGUUAGGACUGCAUUUCACAUGGGCCUUCAUCGAUGUCCAGCGCGAUAUCCCUUCUUCACAGACAAGGAAGUUUCGGUUCGACGCAGGGUUUUCUGGUGUAUCUACAUUCUAGAAAGGCUUCUCUGCCAGUCUCUUGGACUACCUCUCGACAUACGAGAUGACGACCUGGAUGUCUGUUAUCCCGGCGAGGAGCGCCACACAAUAACGAACAGGGAAGAAAAUCCGGAAAGGUUACAGCUCCUUACGUUCGUGGCGAAGCAUGCUCGUAUACGUGGACUCAUUCUUGAGCUCAGGAACAAGUCCAUGCUUCAACGACAGGAUACCGCAGAUCGAGCAGCGUUCGUCCAAGCUGAGCUGGCUAAAUGGUUCAACGAAAUUCAAGACGCUGUAGAAGAGGACGACUUAGCCGAUACUGGGGCAACUGCUCCCGCAAUAUCCGAGCAUCACAAGGUUAUGCUUUUGGUUCUGAAGCACGAAUCAGCAAUAUGCUUGAACAGACCUGGCCUCGCUUCCGAACAUCCUUCUUCAUCAUACUCAUCCGCCUUCCAGGCAUGCAUCUCAGCUGCUAAGUCUAUCUUGAUAAUUCUCAAGAAACAUCGAAACCGCCACCAGUUGUCUGUAGACUCAACUAGUGCGAAGUCUCAAACACCCUUGUUGUGGCCUUCCUUCACGUGGUCUAUCUGGAUCAGUGCAUUUGUUCUUAUUCAUGCUGCCUUUGAAAAGCAGGUCCAUCUGGGUAGCGCAAUGAGGCAUGUUGCUGCGGCCAAGGACAUACUCGGUCAUCUGGCUGCACGGGACACUUCCUGGCCAGAAUACUGUCUUGGGGCCAUAGACGAGUUGACUUCCACCGUUCAAGAGCUCUCCCAAGAGCGGCCAACGAUGAUUGAAUCUCCGGUAGAUGCAAUCAUCACAACACGUAGUUUCUCUCCAAGUGUCGGAAGUCAAGUACGGAGUGGUGAGAACACUACCCCUACAAGACUUCCAAGAACACAACAUGCUCAAUCUCAAGGCACUGAAACAAGAGACAGCCCAAACUCUAUCCCUCAAAACACCUCUUCGAAUACCCAAGCAUUCCAAGGACUAUCCUCCACUCAACCCUUCAGACCACAACAGAAUAAACGACCACGGACGACGUAUCAUUCUACGGGUAUCUUAUCUCAAGACAUACCCUACUCCCAGCCCCAAAAUCCUCAGGCGCCAUAUUCCAAUGACUUUCUGUCUACACCACGCACAUCACUAAAUCCAGAAGGAGCACCUGGUAUGAAUUUGGAUAACAUACCGCUAGAAGGCCAUGAAUCAAUGAUGUGGUAUGAUCAGCUCUUUGCGAGUUCAUUCAGUGCCAUCGACAAUCCCUUUCUUGUAAACGCGGAGUUUGAUGCUUCUGUUGAUCCAACUUGGAACUAUUUACGAUAG